Colletotrichum orchidophilum is the source of this 330-nucleotide messenger RNA. RefSeq lists its product as uncharacterized. Lineage: Eukaryota; Fungi; Ascomycota; Sordariomycetes; Glomerellales; Glomerellaceae. The transcript has a single exon. The record is from RefSeq and is a predicted model, not a curated record. The annotation marks the transcript as partial.
GACGCCUCUACCCCUAAAGAGUAUUCCCGCCCGUCGUCGCCUUUGUUGAUCGUUUUCCUCAUCAGUACUCCCGAGGCCCCUGUUGAGAGUCAAGACCAAAGGGCCGCUGCAGAUCAUGUCAAGUUCCAGACCUUGGUUCUUGUCCUUUGCCAGACACGCAGACACGGCAUGCCUGGUACUUCGCACUCUACUGUACGGAGUACACCCGCAGCAUCGUUAAGCCUCGAAUACCUGACUCGGAAAAUGAUGUGCGCCAGCCAAGCAUGUGUAUCGCCUCUUAGAUCCUAUGGCGGACCUUGGCCGACAUACACGUCAUGUCACGACGGAUGA